UCUUCCCCACCAUAAAAACACUUCGCGUAGUUCCCGUACCCUUCACCGGCCUCGUCUGCCCCCAGACACCAAAAACGUUAACGUAUUACACCAAUCAUAUAAUACGCAAAAAAGCCUGGUCCGGUUCUCGACCGUUAAAACUAGCAAGACCAACCGUUCAGAUCCCACAAGGAACUUGUUUCUUUGUUUGUCUUCAUAAAAACCUUCCCUCGUUGUUUCCUAAACAUUCAAACUCUCUCUCUCUUUGUCAGUCUCCGUUAUAUCAAAGUCCUCGAUGGCGUUACGGUCUUAGGAACAAGAGCGAGAGCCAAAAAUGGUGAGGGGCAGCAUUGGAAUUUUCAAGAUACUAGCGGUGUUGUUUCUCGCCGUUUGGGAAACGACGGCGUAUAGGGAGCUGAGCCGGCAGCCACAGCAGCAGCAACAGCAACAGCAACAACAGCAGCACCGGAAUGCGUACGCGGCGAUGAUGUACAUGGGGACACCGAGGGACUACGAGUUCUACGUGGCGACACGCGUCAUGAUCAGAUCGCUCGUCAAGCUCCACGUGGACGCCGAUCUCGUCGUCAUUGCCUCCCCGGACGUCCCCCUCCGUUGGGUCCAAGCCCUGGAACAGGAAGAUGGGGCAAAGGUGGUGAGAGUGGAAAAUUUGAACAAUCCAUACAAGGAUCAGAACAAUUUUGAUAAAAGAUUCAAGUUAACCCUGAACAAACUCUAUGCAUGGAGCCUAGUGCAGUAUGACAGGGUGGUCAUGCUUGAUUCAGACAAUCUGUUCCUCCAAAAUACUGAUGAGCUCUUCCAAUGUGGUCAAUUCUGUGCAGCUUUCAUUAACCCGUGCAUCUUCCACACUGGCCUCUUUGUGUUGCAGCCAUCAAUGGAAGUGUUCAAGGACAUGCUUCAUCAGUUGGAUAUUGGGAAAGACAAUCCUGAUGGUGCUGACCAGGGUUUUAUUGGUGGUUACUUCCCGGACCUGCUUAGUCAACCCUUGUUCAAUGCACCUUCUGAUGGCUCCAAGCUUAAUGGAACCUACAGACUUCCUUUGGGCUAUCAAAUGGAUGCUUCCUAUUACUAUCUUAAACUGCACUGGAGUGUACCAUGCGGACCCAACAGUGUGAUUACUUUCCCCGGUGCAGCAUGGUUGAAGCCAUGGUAUUGGUGGUCAUGGCCUGUGCUUCCAUUGGGCAUUUCGUGGCAUAAACAACGUCAUCAUACUCUCGGGUAUGGUGCAGAGAUGCCUGUGUUUGUAAUCCAGUCGAUCAUUUUUCUUGGAAUAAUAGCAAUGACACGUCUAGCACGACCCAACAUAUCAAAAUUGUGCUAUAGGCGCUCGGACAAGGGCAUAAUACACACAACCCUCAAACUAAUAGCUAUGCUGUCCAUUCUAGCUGCUUACACAGCACCUUUCUUGGUCAUUCCUCACACGAUUCAUCCAAUACUAGGCUGGGGUCUAUAUUUCCUCGCCUCUUUCACCCUUUGCUUCAUUGCAAUCAAUGCAUUUUCGCUACCAACGCUGCCUGUUUUAGUACCAUGGAUUGGCAUUUUCGGUGUCCUUUUGGUCAUGGUUUAUCCUUUUCCAGACGGUGUUGUAAGAGCUCUCUCUGUGUUUCUCUAUGCAUUUUGUGCAGCACCAUUCUUAUGGGUGUCUAUGGUUAAGAUCAUAACAUCUCUUCAAGCCUCACUUGAAAGGGAAGCAUAUUUUCCUAAAAUUGGGUGACUCCUCUCCUAGUGUUUGAUCACUGAAGGCACAUACAAAUCCCCCAGCAUGAUAUUGCUAGAACCGGAAGAGGAAGACAAGAUUCAGGCAGAUAUGGCAACUUCUUUUUCGAAAUUGGAAGUUUGUAUUUUGGGGAAAAGGGAAAAUGAGUAAGAUGGAAGCUCUAAUUUUGCAUAGCCUUCCAUUGUUUUUUGUACUGUAAACUGCAUUUGAUAUUAGUUUGAACUGGACAGCAAGGGCAGUCCCACAGGAAAAACGUCUGUAAUUAUACCAGAUUUCUUCUAAGAUUUGCUUGAAUGGUUCAGCUCUAGUAUUUUUUAGUA
Molecule: messenger RNA, 2034 nt
Organism: Rosa rugosa (rugosa rose)
Lineage: Eukaryota; Viridiplantae; Streptophyta; Magnoliopsida; Rosales; Rosaceae
Product: putative glucuronosyltransferase PGSIP8
Exons: 5
Coding region: 314-1711 (465 amino acids)
Molecular function (GO): glycosyltransferase activity
Source: RefSeq, a predicted model, not a curated record